CGUGAUGCACGUGCUUCCCUGCCUGUGAACCCUAAAGACGGUGCUCUGCAAGGCGGCAACACUGUGUGCAUUUCUUCACAACUCCAUACUCUCCAGUGUCAAGCACUUUCCAAGCACCUCAGGUAUCCUAAAUACUAGUGUACCCUAGUGGGACAUUCAGUCUGUCAGAUGACAGGAGACAGGAUGGAUGGUGAACGCUCCUUCAACACAUACAUGCGUGGGGAGUGUGUCGUGGAGAAUGGCGACAUUCUCCGCGGCCCCCCACGCACAGUCAAAGUAUCCAUGGGAGAUCCCGACGCGAAAUCUUUCUUCUGCUGUUGCUGGCCACGAGGGCCUCGCUUCACUAAGGUAGCCAAAUUCUUUUUCAAACCGCAUAAAGAAGAGCCCAGUCUCCAGAAGUACACGUCUCUGGAGACUGUGAUGUACAUGGACGGCAUGGUUUUCCGCGAAUACUGGACGCCAGGCAAGAUGGCCGUCAAGGUCUCCAUCAAGCAGCGGCGCGGAAAGAAAGUUGUCCUCUUUGGCCGCCUGGCAACCUUCCUUCAAGAGAUGGAGAACCGAAAUUCAGAAAAGUUCGUUCUUUAUGUUACGGAAACAAGCUUCAAAAUUAUUCAAAAGGACCGACCGGCUCCAGGCGGCGACGAUACCGAUGCCGCUGAGAAACAGAAAAAUAAGCCGUUACAAGAGUGCGAGUGCGCUAAACGCGGGGAUGACGAAAACGAAGUAAAGAUCGACUACGCGACUUCCUUGUUCAACAGUUUUAAGAAGAAAGAUAAACCCGUUAACAUCAUAACAGCUCCAGAAAUUGUAAAGUUACCGCCAGUAAUCCCCAUGCAAACCAAGAACGUGCGGUCAUUCAACAAAGACGCUCCUGCUGCACACCAACAGCAGCGCAGCGCGCCUCGUACUGUCCGUCGCGAUAAGCAAGCGUCUAUGAAGCCUAAAGAAACAAAGAAAGAAAAACAGAUUGUUCAGGUUCAGGAAAUACACGAGAAAGACAUUCCAUGCGAGACAAAGAAUAAUGCUGAUGAAAAGGCGACUAAUAAGAAAGACAAAGAAGAUACAGAGGAACAAAAUCAUACAGAGAUGAAGAAAGAAUCAGGAACAAUGAGUGAAGUACAGCUAGUUCAGGAAAUACACGAGAAAGACAUUCCAUGCGAGACAAAGAAUAAUGCUGAUGAAAAGGCGACUAAUAAGAAAGACAAAGAAGAUACAGAGGAACAAAAUCAUACAGAGAUGAAGAAAGAAUCAGGAACAAUGAGUGAAGUACAGCUAGUUCACGAAAAUCACGAUGAAAACGCGGAAAGUGUCGUAAAGAAUCCAGCAGAAGAGAAGAGCGCAGUUUGGGAAGAAUAUGAUAGAAAUGAGUCUGAAGAGACUGAAGGAGACACCGAAGAUGUGAAAAGCGUCCCUACAAAAACAGAAAAGACAGAUGAGGAAGAGAAAGAAUAUACUGAGAAACAAAAAGUUACCGAGAAGGAAAUCAAACCAGGAAAAAUUAGUGAAAUGCAGCUAGUUCAGGAAAAAGACGAUGAAUAUCAUGAAGGCGAGGAAGCUAAUACUCUUGAAGGAAAGGAGACUAGUGUUUCGGAAGACUAUGAUGCGCAUGACACUGGAAAAAAGGAAGUGGUUGUUGAAGAUGUGAAAAGUACCUCUCCUGAGAAAGACAAUGAAGAUAAGGAAAUUAAAAAGGGACAAAAUUUUGAGAAGGAAGCUGAGAAACAAGACGUUAUUGAGAAAGUUAACCUUCCCUCUAUAACCAAACUUUUGUCUUUAACCAAAGUCAUCGUGAAGAACAAUACAAGGAGAGAGAAGAUACGGAAAGCAAUGCUUUUAAGAAAGAAGAGAGAGAGUGUGUCGCUUGGCAAUGUGAAGACAACAUCACCGGUGGAAAAAAUGACGACGCGGAAGAAUAUAGGGAAGGACCAACAUUUGAAAAAGAAGGUAAUGACUUGCCGCCACAAGAACACCGCGAUGGCCAAUGUAAGCAGCAAGUGGAGGUGGUGGAAGGCCUCCCCACCUACACCGGUGAAGAACAUGACGGCGAGAAUGAAGGUAAAGAAGGAACUGGAGUUAAGAAAGAAGACGUUCUCGUGUAGCAAUUACCGUUAUGUCCGCCAGCUGAAAAGAAACAAUCAAACGUCAGGAGAGAAGAAAAACCGCUUCAAGAAAAUAAAUCUGAAAUCCGUCCGCUGUAAGAUCGACACCCAUUACAGCCUACCUAGUGAUUAUAAACCUGAUCUGGAUUUGAAGGUACUGGAAUCACAGUCGCCACCCUCAGGCCCCGCGCGAGUGAAAUGGGCCCGAGAGGUGGCUGCCCUUAAUGCUCGGCUGCGUUCACAGAAACAGAAGAAAGGGCGGACUAGUGCGCAGAGCCUCCAUCACGAGUCGCAAGCCGCUAAACACUUAGUCACUCGCACUGAGGACCAUCCUAGUCAGUGCAACCGAGAAAAUUGGAAAAAAAAAGUACAAAAACAAAGUAAGCUUUCUAACUAUGGAUUAAGAAGCCUAAGCACUGAGUCUUUACUGAGGAACAUGCUUGUGAAUCGAAACCCGAAAUUAGACCAAAAAGAAAAGUUUUUCAUUCUUUAAUUAAGGAGCAAGAACACUAAGUGAUUCCACUGAGGAACAAGGUGGUGAGUGAAAUCCAGAAAUCAAUGACCAAAAAAUAAAACGCUUAAAAUUUGCAAAGAAAAAAAGAAAUAUUAAUCUAUCUGUUAUUGACGAAACAACUGAGUGAUUCUUCAGCGAGGAACAAUAACAUUCGUGACAGUAAAUGAAAAAUAAUGACGUAAAAGAAAUUAAAAGAUAAAAAAGAUAAAGUAAAAAAAAAGUAACAAGAAAGUCUUUGCUCUCAUAACCUAUGAAGUAUAUUAAUCUGGUUGAAACCAGAAAUUAAUAGAAAAAAAGUAAUUAAAUUAUCUUCAUUAAAUAAGAAGCCUAAAUAUUUUGAGUGAGAGCAGAUCAGAAAACGAUGACAAAAUAUAAAAAAUAAAAAUCCAGCAAAGAAAUUUUUAUACAAGUUAUUUUAGAAUGCUACGAUUUGAAUGUUAACCUGCUGAGGAUCAAGAUUGUGAAAACCAAAACAACGACAAAAAACAAAGAAAAAAAAAGUUCUAUCCAGUAUUGGUGAAACAGCCAUUGAUAGUGAGAGGAAAACUGGUGAAAUACGGCUAUUAACAGUGAGAGGAAACAAGAGAACAAUGGCACAUAUAAAAACAAGGAAAAAAUAGAAAAAAAAAUCUUAACGAGGAAACAAAUUAAUUAAGUGACUCUCCACUAAGAAAACAAGAAGUAAGGAAAAAUAAUAAUAAAAAAGAUUAAAAAACAAACAAAAUACUGUACCGUAACUUAAGAAGUCUGACUUAAUUAUUAGUCCACUGAGAAAGAAGACUGCGUUUGGAAAACGGAAAACAUUAAAAAAAAAAAAGGAAGAAAAAUAGUACAUUUUAAUGAUGUAAUCACGUGGCUCACCACCGAAAAACUAGAUUCUGAGAGGAAGCCAGAAAAUGAUGAGAAAAAGAAAAAAAAAUCAUAAUGGGAAAAGUAAAAAAAAAAAAAUAAUGACAAAAUUUUUAAAAAAUAUGAAAAAAAGAAAAUGAAACAAAAAUUAUCAAAGAGAAAAAAAAGUUUACAAAAUUAUGGAAAUAGUUUUGAAGUAAAGAAGGCAGAAUAUUAUGGCAAGUAAUGAAAAAAUUAAAAAAGCCAAAAAAUGGUGACCAGAAACAGAAAAUAAUACCGAAAAAGUAAAAAAAAAAAUGAGGAAAAGGAAGAUAAGUAAAAAAAAAUCCAGAAAAUAACAAAAGUAAUAGAAAUAAAAAAAUGAAAAAAAUAGUGAGAAAAAAUAUAAAAAAAGAAAGAAAGAAAGACAUCAAAGUAAAAAAAAAAGCCAGAAAAUAAUGAUAAGAAAAUAAGUCAGAAAAUAAUGAGAAAACAGUAAAAAAAAAAAAGCCAGAAAAUAGUGAAAAAAUAAAUAAAAACAGAAAAUGAUGACAAGAAAGGAUUGACUAAGU
This is a messenger RNA of Scylla paramamosain (green mud crab), 4013 nucleotides long. Its product is annotated as enolase-phosphatase E1-like. The coding region runs from base 169 to 2592 and encodes 807 amino acids. The record is from RefSeq and is a predicted model, not a curated record. Lineage: Eukaryota; Metazoa; Arthropoda; Malacostraca; Decapoda; Portunidae. The transcript has 2 exons.